Nicotiana tabacum (common tobacco) is the source of this 2256-nucleotide messenger RNA. NCBI's taxonomy places the organism in Eukaryota, Viridiplantae, Streptophyta, Magnoliopsida, Solanales, Solanaceae. The record is from RefSeq and is a predicted model, not a curated record.
ACCACUUUCUCAUUGCAUCAUCACCUCGAUCUUUCUAAAAGAAUCUCCACAUUAUAAAUAGACUCAUUUCCAUUAGCACAAAAUAAAAUUAUGGGUAAUGCUCACUUUGAUGAUCAAUAUUCACAUCAAAAGGUAGAAAUCCCAGCACCAAAGCCAUUCUUGAAGACACUCAAAUCUUGUGUGAAAGAAACACUAUUUCCUGAUGACCCCUUUAGGAAAUUCAAGAACCAGUCACUUACCAAGAAACUUGCUUUGGGUUUGCAGUAUUUUGUCCCCAUCCUCGAUUGGGCUCCUCGCUAUACGUUUCAACUUUUCAAAGCUGAUUUUAUUGCUGGAAUCACAAUUGCUAGUCUUGCUGUUCCUCAAGGGAUAAGCUAUGCUGGUUUGGCUAACUUGCCUCCAGUUAUUGGACUUUAUUCAAGCUUUGUGCCACCGAUGGUAUAUGCGAUGUUGGGAAGUUCGAAGCAUUUGGCAAUAGGGAAUGUGGCAGUUCCAUCGCUUCUCAUUUCUGCAAUGCUUGGCCGAGUCGUUAAUCCUCACGAUAAUCCCAAGCUUUAUCUUCAGUUGGUAUUUACUGCUACUUUCUUUGCUGGAGUUUUCCAAGCUUCCUUAGGCUUGUUAAGGCUAGGAUUCAUAGUGGACUUUCUAUCGCAUGCAACAAUAUUAGGGUUCAUGGGAGGAGCAGCCACAGUAGUGUGCUUACAGCAGCUGAAAGGAAUUCUUGGACUUGUUCAUUUCACCCAUGAAACUGAUAUUGUCAGUGUCAUGCGCUCCAUCUUUAGCCAAUUACACCAGUGGAGAUGGGAAAGUGGAGUCCUAGGUUGUUGUUUUCUCUUCUUCCUCUUGUUGACCAGAUAUUUUAGCAAAAAGAAGCCAGCUUUCUUCUGGAUAAGUUGUAUGGCGCCUCUAACAUCUGUGAUCUUGGGAAGUGUUCUUGUUUAUUUCACCCAUGCUGAAAAAAAUGGGGUUCAAGUGAUUGGGCACUUGAAAAAAGGGAUAAAUCCACCAUCGUAUUCUGAACUGGCAUUUAGCUCGCAGUAUCUUACAACUGCCAUUAAGACUGGAAUCGUCACUGGUGUCAUCGCCAUGGCUGUAAGUACAAUAUGUCUCCAAUUGUUAAUUUAUUUUUAUUUACUUUUUAUCUGUCAUACUAAUUCGGAUUCGGUCUUAGACUUUCUGAUUUAUUUUGGGAUGAUGAACAUUGCUGGUUCUUGCACCUCUUGCUACUUAACCACAGGACCAUUUUCACGUACGGCAGUGAAUUUCAAUGCAGGAUGCAAGACAGCAGUGUCCAACAUAGUAAUGGCAACAGCAGUGAUGAUAACAUUGUUGUUGCUAACACCAUUGUUCCAUUACACACCCCUUGUUGUGCUUUCCUCCAUUAUAAUUUCAGCCAUGCUAGGCAUCAUUGACUAUAAUGCUGCUAUCCACCUUUGGAAAGUUGACAAAUACGAUUUCCUCGUUUGCAUUAGUUCCUUCAUUGGAGUUGUCUUUGGUAGCGUUGAAGUUGGCCUAAUAGUCGCGGUGGCAAUGUCUUUACUUAGGAUACUUCUCUUUGUAGCAAGGCCAAAGACAUUUGUCUUAGGUAAAAUACCAAACUCCAUGACCUAUAGAAACACUGAACAAUAUUCAGCAGCAAGCAGUGUUCCUGGAAUUCUCAUCAUACACAUUGAUGCCCCAAUCUAUUUUGCAAAUGCAAGUUAUUUGAGGGAAAGGAUUUCAAGAUGGAUAGAUGAAGAAGAAGAGAAGCAAAGGACUUUAUCUGAGAUUGAGCUGCAAUAUGUCAUAUUGGAUAUGAGUGCUGUUGGAAACAUCGAUACAAGUGGAAUUAGUAUGCUUGAGGAAGUGAAGAGAAAUGCAGAUAGGCGAUGUCUAAAGCUUUUAUUGGCAAAUCCUGGAGGGGAAGUGAUGAAGAAGCUGGAUAAGUCAAAUUUCAUUGACACAAUUGGGAAGGAAUGGAUCUAUUUAACAGUUGGGGAGGCUGUUAAUGCAUGCAAUUAUAUUCUUCACACUUGCAAGUUUCAAUCCAAGAGAAUUGAAUCUUCAACAAUCCCAGACGAUAACGUAUGAUCAUAAAUCAGAUCAAUGAUCCAAUUAAAAUAAUCAAAAUGUAUUAGUAUUCCUUUUUCUCUUUACAGUUUCACCAAGUGAAACAUCUUAGAGCUAGUUUCUUACCCUUUUACAAUUUUGUAAAAUUCAUAUAUCCGUGCUAAGUUAUUGAAAAUUGCUAUAAUGUUUCACACCUCUACUAUUUUA